UGGAUAUAUGAAUAUUAUGAAUAUUUUAUUUAUUAACAGCUUCUUUAUGACUGGUUAUCUUCCACUUGGUUUUGAAUUUGCAGCUGAAAUUACUUACCCUGAAGCAGAAGGAACAUCAUCUGGUUUGUUAAAUGCAUCAGCACAGGUAUUUGGAAUACUCUGUACAACAAUAGCAUCAUCAAUUUUGAAUCAUAAUGAUUUAUAUGCCAAUCUCUUCUUAAUUUCUGCCUUAUUUUUAGGAACAUUAAUAACAGUAUUUAUAAAGUCUGAACUCAGACGUCAGCAAGCAACUCAAGUUUCAUUCAACAAUGUUGAAAAUUCUCGCUUGAUGGAUGGUCGUGCGUGAUCAACAUUUGAUUAUCAAAAUAUAUUUUAAUAUAUGUAUCAAUUUUUCAAAUUAACAAAAUACAGAAAAAUUGUAUUUAGAUUUAAAUGCCAAAUACUGGUGCUAGUGUGCACAUUGUUCUAAAAACAGUAAAUUUUGUAUGUCGAAAAUAGUUGUAGUUUAUAUAUAACAUAUAUAUUAUUGUAACUAUUUGUAUAAUAAGUUUACAAUACUUAAUGAAUUAUUUUUUGAGUGAAUAUAUGAAAGUAAAAAUUUUAAAAAUACCAUCUAACAAACUUUUCUAUUUAUAGUAUAAUUUUUUGAUGAUCAAACUUUCUUUGUUGGUGGUUUAAAUAGAAAAACAAUAAAAUAAAUACUUUGAUAUUGUUACCUGUAUGAUAUUUAAAUCUGUAUAAAUAAAAUUCCUUUUUAUUGUAUUUAUGUUAAAUAUAUACUUAUUAAAAAUAUUUGUACUUAAAUAAAUUUUAUUCUACAGUAAUAUAAAAAAUAAUGUAGAAAGGUAGGGAUUUUUAAAGUAGGAUAUUUCUUGAUACAAAUAUAUUUUCAAUUCACUUUAGUAGCCAAAAAACUAUUUAAAAAGCAAUAAUGACUAACAUGUCUAAAAAUGUUUGUAGAAUUACACAUUUGUUGUUUACAAAAUUUUUAAUAUUAAAGUUUAUAAAGUAUUAUCAA
Molecule: messenger RNA, 1018 nt
Organism: Centruroides sculpturatus (bark scorpion)
Lineage: Eukaryota; Metazoa; Arthropoda; Arachnida; Scorpiones; Buthidae
Product: feline leukemia virus subgroup C receptor-related protein 2-like
Exons: 3
Coding region: 8-346 (112 amino acids)
Biological process (GO): heme export
Cellular component (GO): membrane
Molecular function (GO): heme binding; heme transmembrane transporter activity
Source: RefSeq, a predicted model, not a curated record